AUGUCGAUACGAAUAGCCCUCGACAAUCCUCCAGAGUUCUAUACGAACCUGGACUUUAUACAAGGCCGCAUAAUUCUCGGCCUCAAUCGACCAGAGACUAUUGGUAACAUUGUUGUCAAGUUAGAGGGCGAUUCGAGAACAGCGCUGGAUCUUGACGAUCGCGGCGUGGCUGUUAACAACUACAGCAACUCUCACUUCCCCACGGAUUACAGAUCCGAAACCCACAAGCUGCUCUAUCUGGUCAAGCAAGUCUAUCCAGAUGCAGCUGCCUCGGCCUCACCCGUCGGCGGCAUGCCAGGCGUCAUGUAUCCUGGACAACACGAGUUUCCCUUCAAGUUCAAGGUGCCCUUGAACAAUAUCUGCGGCAACCCAACAGCCAUGGCGGCGCUGAACGGCAUUGGCGGGAUCGGGGGACCAAGUGGCAGCGCCAACUUUCUUGGCUUUGCAGGCUUUCGAACCAUGGAUGGUAGCAAACAGCUGAUGCUCCAGCAUGUGAGGGCUACGUUGCCCCCGUCUCUCACUGGCUUCCCGCGGAAAGCUGAGAUUCGAUACUACAUCAAAGUCACCAUUCAAAGACCUGGCUUUUUCAAGGAAAACUGGCGCUAUCAGAUUGGUUUCAAGUUUCUGCCAAUAGAGUCACCACGUCCACCCAUAACAAAACAGGAGGCUUUUGCGCGGCGGCCCUUCACAUUUGAUCCUCGCACGCCUGAGGUUAUCAAGAAAAGAACGUCAUUCUUUGGUUUCCAAAACAACACGAAAGCUCAGGAGGAGGAGCUCAUUCCGCCAUCUUUGGAAAUGUCAGCCCGUCUACCAUAUCCGAGCAUUUUAACAUGUAACCAACCAAUACCCUUGCGGUUGGUUGCCAAGAAGCUUUCUCCCUCAAAGGAGCAGGUUUAUCUUACAUCGCUAGAGAUUGCACUUCUUGGAUUCACCCACAUUCGUGUCUUUGACUCUCGAAAUACCGAGGCCACCAGAUGGGUGGUAGCGUCCGCCAACAAUCUUGCUAUACCUGUAGGAGACCCCAACGACGCAGUGGACACAGAGACGGUCUUGCCAGAUCGCUUCUGGGCAGAGCGCCCUUUGCCAAACACUGUAGCGCCCUCGUUCACCACCUGCAACCUCUCUCGCCAUUAUGAGAUUGAGCUCCGCAUCACCCUCACCUGGGGCAAACCAAUCAAGGGCGGCAAAGCCACGGCACCCUAUCCCAAGCAGCUCUCCCUACCCCUGAAGUUGUCCAAGGUCGAUAUCUACUCGGGCAUCACCCCGCCUCCGGAGCUCGUACAGGCCGCGGCGGGCAGACCACAGCCGCCACCACUUCCACCUAGGGCGUCGACAGCGCCCGGCGCACCGCACGAUCCUCUUUACCCGCCUCAGCUGGCCCCUGGCGAAGUACCCAGAUACGACGACGCACCACCAAGCUACGAUGAGGCCAUGGCCCAGCAGCUUACGGGACCGCAGGAACGGCCGGCUUACAGUGGAGUAACGGCAGAGAAUGACCCAAGUACCAUGCCGCCGGAGAAGUCUGGAUUACAUUAG
This is a messenger RNA of Pestalotiopsis fici W106-1, 1536 nucleotides long. RefSeq lists its product as uncharacterized. The coding region runs from base 1 to 1536 and encodes 511 amino acids. The transcript has a single exon. Gene Ontology annotation, biological process: ubiquitin-dependent endocytosis. Gene Ontology annotation, molecular function: protein-macromolecule adaptor activity; ubiquitin protein ligase binding. The record is from RefSeq and is a predicted model, not a curated record. Gene Ontology annotation, cellular component: cytosol; plasma membrane; cytoplasm. Lineage: Eukaryota; Fungi; Ascomycota; Sordariomycetes; Amphisphaeriales; Sporocadaceae.